This is a messenger RNA of Chrysoperla carnea, 623 nucleotides long. It is a transcript of the gene AIMP3, whose product is annotated as eukaryotic translation elongation factor 1 epsilon-1. The record is from RefSeq and is a predicted model, not a curated record. Gene Ontology annotation, cellular component: aminoacyl-tRNA synthetase multienzyme complex; cytoplasm; nucleus. Bases 48 to 566 code for a protein of 172 amino acids. Gene Ontology annotation, biological process: positive regulation of DNA damage response, signal transduction by p53 class mediator. The transcript is spliced from 4 exons. Lineage: Eukaryota; Metazoa; Arthropoda; Insecta; Neuroptera; Chrysopidae.
AUAACCAUAAAUUAUAUUUCAAUUGCAGAGCUUUAAAUUUGAUUACAAUGGCUGCAGAAUUGGAAUACGCAAAGAAAGUGCUAAAACUAUUGAAAGUUCCAAUUGGAAAAUUAUCUUUAAAUAAAAAUAAUACUGUGGUACAAACAUCAGGAACAGAAAGUAUCGUUGGCUUAGUGAGUAUUAUUCUAUCGGCUUUAAGGCAAACGAAUACUUUAUACAAGUAUGAAAAUCCAAUUGAAUACUUGGAAAUAGAGCAAUGGAUAGAUUACAGUAAUACAACGUUAAAGCAAAAUGUUUCAUUGAUUAAAAAUAUUCUUCCGGAAUUAAAUAUAAUACUCGAAGCCAGAACAUAUAUUGUCAGCACACGAUUAACAAUCGGGGAUAUUAUUCUAUAUUACGCAUUAAAUAGUGUUAUGAAAAAUUUAAAUCCAUACGAAAAGGCUCAAUAUCUAAACGUAUCCCGAUGGUUUGAUAAUAUCCAACAAGAUAUUUCAAUUCGACAAGAUUUACAACUUAUAAAUUUUAAUACUAAUUAUUUAUUAAGUACAGCAGUACUAUCUCACUGAAUUUUUUUAAUUUGUAAUAUUUAUUUUAUACAUGAAUAAACGAAUUCCAUAUUAAUG